This is a messenger RNA of Ilyonectria robusta, 1507 nucleotides long. RefSeq lists its product as uncharacterized. The record is from RefSeq and is a predicted model, not a curated record. Gene Ontology annotation, biological process: DNA-templated transcription. Gene Ontology annotation, cellular component: nucleus. The annotation marks the transcript as partial. NCBI's taxonomy places the organism in Eukaryota, Fungi, Ascomycota, Sordariomycetes, Hypocreales, Nectriaceae. Gene Ontology annotation, molecular function: DNA binding; zinc ion binding. The transcript has 6 exons.
GUGCAUAGUCUUGAGCGUGAGCGACAAGGAAUAGAGCCCCCUGCACAACAGGACGAGCUAAAUGAUGCACCGACCACACCAGUAGCCCAACAGGAGUUGAGCUAUUGCCCUCCAGAGUUGCCAGACUCUGGAAUACUCCCCCAAAAUACCCAACCCGAUAUCCCCACUCGUCGAGAGAUGCUUGGGGCCUUUUUCACACACGUCCAUGGGAAUCCUUAUAUUUUCGUCCAUGAAGGCACCUUACGGAGACAGUUCCUCAAUUUUCAAGUGUCUGGUACCUUUCUGUACUCCUUAUGCGCAUUGUGCACAUGUUAUAUGCCCCGGAUCGAUCAGAACACUCCGAAUCGCCAGUCCGAAGAGUAUUUGCAGCUCGCAGAGUCCGCUGAAGAUUCCCUAAACUUUUCUCUAGAAAGCAUACAAGCCAGUAUCCUGAAAAUACUCUGCCUCCUGCACCUUGGCCAUGGUGCUCGAGCUUGGAUGAAGCUGGGCUCCGCGAUCCGCAUGGUUCAAGGUAUGGAAUUGCACAGAGAGCCAUUGAGGAAUAAUGAAACAACCAGUUAUCGAGAUUCAGUACGGCUAUGUAUUCAUACACUUUAUUCUAUGGAUCGAUUUAGCGUCUGCGGUACCAAUAGGCCGAUGAUGUUCAACGAUGAGACACUCCGGGAUUAUCGAUUGCCAACUCCAGACGGCAUCUUCGGAGAGAUGACUGUCAACACCACCGGAACCACCAAAUUCAGCGAACUGUUGACAUAUGGUAGCAGCCAAAUUCAGCCGCAGACCAUCAUGCAUAUGUUCACGAGUAUUGUUGUGCUACUAGGGAAAUGCAAUAACUACUUGCAGAGCGGAGGCGUUCAAGGAGAUAGCCACUUCCCGUGGCAUCCAAGGUCUAAUCUUUCCAGCCUAGUCAGUGAGUUGGGCAAAUGGAAAGACUGGGUCGAGUCUGCAAUCGCCCCUGCAAAUCUCGACUGUUCACAAACAACCACAGUAAACCGAUUCUACCUGAGCUGGUUUAUAUACCAUUUAAUCUUCGUUCGCCUCUAUCGACAGUUCCUUCCAUUGAUAUCAGGGUCUACAGCCUCAGACGACUCAUCGGAUCCGUGGCAGCAAGAAACAUCGAAGAAAUGUGUCGAACAUGCCGUCAGAAUUUCUGAGCUGUGUGCCCAAGCCCAAAUUCACGGCUACUCUUGGCCUUACUUUACAUCGUCUUGUCUUGGGUCAGCUGGAACGGUGCUGAUUCACGCUGCGCACUACGAGGGCUCCGCUAGCCACAAACCACAUCUUGUGAAUAUCGUCGAGAAGCUUUUGGACAUGCGCGUUCAAAACACUCUCGCUAGCCACCAGUUUUACAAGAGAUAUCCUGAAGGGUUAUUCAAUCCAAGUCACAUACCAUUUUCUAGCAUCGGAGAUUGGAUGCAUACUAGGCAUCCUUGACGGCCCUGAUGACAUCUUUUCACUAGGGUCACUAUCUCAAAGACUUAGUUUUUUACGUGGGAAGCCGUAUGCGUAU